GUGUUUGAAUUGGGUGCCCCCAAAGUAGGGAAAUAAUUGAAAAUGAAGAAAAGCUCCAAGUUGGUAUGCUUUCCAUUGUCAUGAAGCAAUAAGCAUCCACAUCUUACAUCUAGCUAGCAUUAGCAAGCUACUUCUCUGCCUCUCACCUUCUCUUCUCAUCUCUCUCCAAAACAUGGGUUCUGCCUCUAGUAGACUUGGUCCUCGCCCUUCUAAUUCUAGUCCCAGGGUCAACCGCUUCAGACUUUCGUCUCUUCUAUGUGGCUCCUCCACCUCUCGCUCCAUUUAUCAGAUGGAAGAACAUUCAUCUGAACUCCAGGUUGAUUCAGCGAGAGAUAUUAAUGGUGUAAUUCAGAAAGUCACUGAGGAAUCAUCUCUAUCAUAUACAGAAGGUAGAAUUAGCUGCAGUCCCCGUGCUGAAACUGCAACACCAUCUGAUACGAGAGCUGAGUUCUCUGGGAAUACUAGUGUUGAAGGUUCUUCUAGAAACAUAACAAAUAGUCAGAGGAACUGCUUGUCUGAACAUGAGGAGCUAGUUCCUCCUUAUCAGGUAAGUGCUGGUCAUAGUGGUCAUGAAUCACGUAGUGAUAGUAGCAACACAGCUAGUACUUCAUUUGUAGAACAGCAGUCUUCAGAUCCAGUCUCUGUAAAUGUUUCUGCUAACAAGGAUGUAGUCAAUGAUGUUAAUGAUCCAGUGGUUAGUGGUGUCUCUCAAGUCUCCCAUGAGACAAUGCAUCCAAGAAGUUCAACUCCUCAAGAGCAUGGGAAUUUUGGUUCUGGUGAAAUUUCUGUUGAGAAUCACACUAGUGCAUUCAUAUCUAUCCAAAAUUCUUCCAACCCUGUUACUCAAGUGCCAGAAGAUGAGCCUCGUCGCGAAACAAUACCUUCAGGUUUAGGUAUUCUUGUGUCCAAUCGGGAAAGAGGGCCUGGAAAUGAUAGUGUGCUUCAAGUUGACGUGGUCACAAUAUCUUCUAACAUUUUGUCUGGAAGCAGUGCUGAUGCCAUUGAUCAUGAUGCCAGAAGAAAUGGUAGAAGAUUAUUUUGGGAUGCUUUUUCACGACGUAGUUCCAGAAGGCUUGGUGAUUCUCCAACCAUUGUCUUCUCUACUGGAGGUGCUGAUGAUCCCGGAUCUCAGGAUCGAUGGCUAGUUGAUUUUGGUAGUGAUUUGUCAAAUGACGGGGUUGGAGGUGCUUCUGGAUAUAUGGGCAGUAGAAUUCACAGGUUUAAUGAACGAAUGCGGCACUCAAGAUCUGAGAUCUGGGAAAGGCUUCGUGGUGGCUUUGAUGAGAUUGGUCGGUGGAAUUCAUGUCCUUUAGGACUCCAUGCAGAUGGCAUGUGCUCAUGCGAGUCUUCCCCAAUGGCUGAAGAAUCUAGCACUCGAGCAAGUAUUUCAAGAAUAGUAAUGCUGGCUGAGGCUUUGUUUGAGGUUUUAGAUGAAAUCCAUCGGCAACCAGGAUCGCUGUCUCUGUCGAUGGUCUCACUCCCUGCACCUGAAUCAAUUGUUGAUUCCUUCCCUCUGAGAUCUCACAAAAAGGUUGAUGUAGUUGAUGGAGGCAAUGAUGUUGAACAAUGUUAUAUAUGUCUGGCGGAGUAUGAAGAAGGUGACCAAAUACGAGUUCUUCCUUGCUUCCACGAGUAUCACAAGUCAUGUGUUGAUAAGUGGCUUAAAGAAAUACAUGGUGUAUGUCCUCUGUGUCGUGGCAAUGUCUGUGGAGGAUUCACAGAGUCUUCUGCCCACUCAGAGGUGCAGUCUCAUUGACAUUGUGUACAUAUAAUGUAAAUAUUAAAAUUUAGACUAAACUAUUUGGGUCCUCUAAAGUUACACUUGACAUCACAUUGGUCUUUCAAAUAUUGGUGUCAUCAAAAUGGUUCAUACUAAAUGUCACCGAAAUUCUUUAAAAGAAUAAUUUGACAUCACAAAUUUUUAAAAGACUAAAUUGAUAUGAAAAUGUAUCUUUGAAUA
This is a messenger RNA of Cajanus cajan (pigeon pea), 1960 nucleotides long. RefSeq lists its product as uncharacterized. The record is from RefSeq and is a predicted model, not a curated record. NCBI's taxonomy places the organism in Eukaryota, Viridiplantae, Streptophyta, Magnoliopsida, Fabales, Fabaceae.